This is a messenger RNA of Paramecium octaurelia, 1168 nucleotides long. The record is from the annotation of a GenBank genome assembly. NCBI's taxonomy places the organism in Eukaryota, Ciliophora, Oligohymenophorea, Peniculida, Parameciidae.
AUGAAAUUUAUAUCGUUUUUAUUAAUAAUUACAUUCGCAACUGGGCACUUAUAAUUAUUAGAAGAUUUAAAAUAAACUUCAUUUGGAUAAUCAUUAGAAUAGACUAUCUUACUGCAACUUCAGUAUGAUGAGAAUAAGUAUAUUAAUAUAAUGAAAUUAGAUUGAAAUCAAUUUUGUAAGAGAUUUAUAGUUCUAUGAAUGAAGAAUAGAUUAUCGAUGAUGCUAAUUUCAGACAAGAAUAUGAAAAUUGCAAUACUAAUGAUUUAUAACAUGAUAUAAUUGCAAUCAAGUAUGAGGAAUCAUCUAUAAAAUAAAAAAUGAAAUUGUUAAACAAUUCAUUCGAAUUAUAAGUUUCCUAAUAAAAACAAAAAGAACUACAAUUUAAUUAAGAAUAACUUAAUUAAUACAAUAAAUAAAUGGAGUAAGAGAAACAAAAUCAAGUUCAAAAUCUCAAAGAAUGUGAUGUAGGUAAAUUUUUACAAAUUAGGAAUUAUUGGAACUCCUACAAUAUCUAAGAUUCUAAUUUGAAAAGAAAGUGUUGAGUUAACUUAGCAAUCAGAAGAGCCAAUACUUAUUGCAAUUAAAACAAGAGAUGCAAGAUCAUAUAAAAAUUAUCAACAAAAUGAUAAAAAAGCAAGCAUAUAAUAAUUUUAUUAAGCUCUUAAUAUCUUAGUUUGAGAAACAAGAUUAAAAUUUUGAAAAGUAUUCAUAUUCGAAUUUUAUUAGGUUACAUAAAAUAAUCCUCUAAAUACAAGAAAUAAUUGAGUAAAAUAGAAAUUAAAUUAGAAAGCAAUUUGAUGAAGAUAUCAAACAUCUCUAAACAAACAUCAAUUAUUAUCAAUAAAAUAUCUAAUAAAUUAAACAAGAAAUCUAAUUAUUACAAGUAUGAAAAAUUGAUAACACUAUUUAGGAAUAAUAAGUAUAAAUUGAAAAAGAACUCAAAUAUUUCUAAGAAUAAUUGAAUAAGAUUACAGAGAUAUAUGAAAUUAAGAAUUAAUUGUAAAUUGAUAAAGACAACAUGUGUAAAACCUUGGCUGAAGACUAUAAUGAUUAUAGAAUUUUCAGAAAUAGCUAAAUUUAAUAAUUGGUUAAUAUAUUAAAUCUUGUAGAAAGAGACCUGUUUUUGAUUAAAGAUCAUUAUGUAUUAAAUGGAUAAUUGAGAUAAUGA